CUCGGUGUACUCAGGAGUUUGUACAGAGAUCUUCAAAAGAGAGUGUGUGAUCUUCCAGAAACCAGUCUACUGCUUUGUUCAUCUGAGCAUUCAGGAGUUUCUGGCUGCAGUCUACAUGUUCCACUGUCACACCAACAGGAAGACAAAGGUGGUAGAAGGUUUUCUAGGGAAUCUCCGAGAAGAAUACAAAAACAGAUCUUUUUUUAAGAACAUGUUCAAGUCUUAUAGCUUCACAUCAAUGGAUGUCUUUUUGACUAAAGUCAUGGAGAAAUCCCUCCAGAGUAAAAAUGGCCACCUGGACCUGUUUGUUCGCUUCCUUCAUGGCCUCUGUCUGGAGUCCAACCAGAGACUCUUAGUAGGUCUGCUGGGUCAGACAGAGAUCAGUCCAGGAACCAUCCAGAGAGUCAUCAACAACCUGAAGAAGGUGAACAGUGAUGAAAUCUCUCCUGACAGAAGCAUCAACAUCUUCCACUGUCUGAUGGAGAUGAACCACCUCUCAUUAUUUCAGGAGAUCCAAGAGUUCCUGAAGUCAGAGAACAGAUCAGAGAAGGAACUCUCUGAGAUCCAGUGCUCAGCUCUGGCCUUCAUGCUGCAGAUGUCAGAGGAGGUUCUGGAUGAGUUGGACCUGCAGAAGUACAAAACAUCAGUGCAGGGACGACAGAGACUGAUUCCAGCUGUGAGGAACUGCAGAAAGGCUCGACUGACUCAGUGUCGACUCUCAGAGUCUCACUGUGAAGUUGUGGCCUCAGCUCUGAAGUCCAACCCCUCCCAUCUGACAGAGCUGGACAUGAGUGAGAACAACCUGCAGGAUCCAUCACUGAAGCUUCUGUGUGCUGGACUGGAGAGUCCAAACUGUCGACUGGAGACUCUGAGACUGACUCAGUGUGGACUCUCAGAGUCUCACUGUGAAGUUGUGGCCUCAGCUCUGAAGUCCAACCCCUCCCAUCUGACAGAGCUGGACAUGAGUGAGAACAAGCUGCAGGAUUCAUCAGUGAAGCUUCUGUGUGCUGGACUGGAGAGUCCAUACUGUCGACUGGAGACUCUGAGGUGA
Messenger RNA from Oreochromis aureus, 1051 nucleotides. Its product is annotated as NACHT, LRR and PYD domains-containing protein 3-like. The transcript is spliced from 3 exons. Gene Ontology annotation, molecular function: protein binding. Lineage: Eukaryota; Metazoa; Chordata; Actinopteri; Cichliformes; Cichlidae. The record is from RefSeq and is a predicted model, not a curated record. The coding region runs from base 116 to 1051 and encodes 311 amino acids.